AUGAAAUUUCCUCACCCGUACAACGAAGUACUAGUUCUAUUUUUAGACGUUCCUGGAGAAGAAAUCCACACUCCUUCAUUCACUUGGACAAAUGUCGAACAGAUCAAGGCAGCGCAAUUUAUUUACAAUUUAAAACGACAAAAAAUUGCAGGGAAAUUUGUUGUUCUCUGCAAUUACAGUUCGACAGUAAAGGACCUAAAGAAUCUAGAUGAGUGGAUACCUAUUUUUACAGUAGACUCCUUCAUGGGAAAAGAAGCGGAUAUUGUCAGAUCACUAACAACACGGUCAACAACGGUACUUAAUGAGGAAAUAGGACAAUUUCUAAUUAACGACCAACGUCUCACAGAUGCUUUAAUUUGUGCGCGUGAAGGAAUGGUCAUACUGGGCAGUCGAAUUGUAUUGGAAAGAAGCCAACUUUGGAGAAAACUGCUUUAA
Messenger RNA from Enterobius vermicularis (human pinworm), 435 nucleotides. Lineage: Eukaryota; Metazoa; Nematoda; Chromadorea; Rhabditida; Oxyuridae. The record is from the annotation of a GenBank genome assembly.